Messenger RNA from Manis pentadactyla (Chinese pangolin), 843 nucleotides. Its product is annotated as angiotensin-converting enzyme-like protein Ace3. NCBI's taxonomy places the organism in Eukaryota, Metazoa, Chordata, Mammalia, Pholidota, Manidae. Gene Ontology annotation, biological process: proteolysis. Gene Ontology annotation, molecular function: peptidyl-dipeptidase activity; metallopeptidase activity. The transcript is spliced from 3 exons. The record is from RefSeq and is a predicted model, not a curated record. The coding region runs from base 1 to 510 and encodes 169 amino acids. Gene Ontology annotation, cellular component: plasma membrane.
AUGAUGUCCAUCUCCUCUGCAGACAAGUUCUACGAUGAGACCAUAGCAAAGAUGUUCCUGCAGUUUUAUGAGCACACAGCCCAGGUUGUGUGGAACCAGUUCGUGGAGGCCACCUGGGACUAUGUCACCAACACCACCAAGAAAAAUCAGGAGCACAUGCUGCACAAGGACGUGGAAAAGUCCCAGCACUCGCUGUACUUUGGCAGCCAGGCCGGCUUGUUUGAGAUCGCCAGGUUCCAGGACCCAACCGUGAGGCGCAUGCUAAGUAAGCUGCAGAACAGAGAAAAGGCAGCCCUGACCAAGGACGAGCUCCAGGAGUACAACAAGCUUCUGGCCUCCAUGAAGACAACAUACAGCAUGGCCCAGGUGUGCCUGAAUGAGGGUCCCUGCCUGCCGGUGGAGCCUGAUGAGCACCCCAGCCCUGCCCCCUGCCCAACCACAGACUCUGUAACCCCAGCCCCUCCACGCUGCCUCCCUCGUCCUCCUCCCUGCCCCCACUGUGCUCCCUGAUUGGGGGGCGGAAGCUGCCUAGGACGGGUGAGGGCAGAAGGCAGGCCAGUAGUGGGGGUCCCACCUGGGCCCCUUUUCUGGCCACAGACCUCACAGAACUCAUGGCCCCCUCCCGGGACCAGAAGGAGUUACUGUGGGCCUGGCAGGGCUGGCCGGAUGCCAUGGGUCCCCAGCUUCAAAUCACCUUCGAGUGCUACGUGCAGCUCAGCAACAAGGCUGCGAAGCUCAGCGGUGAGGCCCCCGACCCCACGCAUGAGUCCAGCCUGACCAGCACACUGCUGGGUCUCAGAGCAAGGCCUGGCAGGGGCACAGAGCAAUGCCCGUGGUAACCUG